UCCAAAAAAAAAAAGAAAAGAAAAAAGAAAAAAAAAGUGUAAUAAAGGGAUUCUACCUGUAUUUUUAUUCCUAGAACAGACACACCUUUAAACAGCUGUUACAGCCAAAGGAGGGGUGUAGUUUGGCACGCAGACCCUUUGGGAGCUCCAGCGCGCUCCGUUAUUUAAAGCACACUCAGUUUGCGCUCCUUUUCCCUAAACACCUGCCACAGCAGGUUUAUCCCAUGUAAACUGCUGGGGGAUAUGCCGUGCCCAACAGGCGUCCAGUCACUCAGCCAAUGUGCUCCCCUGAAAAAGGUUGUCCUGUUCAACAUGUGUAACUUCGGUGUCCCACAUAUUAAAGCACCCCAAAAUAAAAGUUAAGUUUAAUGUCUGUCCUUUUCUCCUAAUCGUACAAGUUCUGUUGAGAAGCACAAACUUGCAAGUUCAAGUCCGCAUUUUAGGACAGCGAGCUUGGAGAAGGGCUUUGUUUGUUCUCUUCUUUGUUGCUAAUUCCUUGUGUCUGGUUCCUUUGGAGUGUCAUUCUUGUUAUCAGCAGGACCAUGCCCCCCCUCCCCCCCUCCACACACACACACACACCUCAUAGGAUCUCUGCUUCUAAGGAUCAGGUGACCUUGUUUGCAAACAUCCCUUGAGGAGGGAGCCUCAGUCAUAGUGAACAUGUAAGAUGUUAUCUGUGUCAAUGUUCCGGCAUGGAUGAUGUGAUGCGCUGUGACCUGCCAGCGUCUGGGUUCACAUCUAGGCAGUCAAAGCAAAGCUGAAAGCCCAGUGUGAUCCCUCUUACUGCUGGUCUGCUUCAAACUCAACACUUUGUUAGCUUCAAAGGUCUACUCUUUUCUGCUCCUGACUUUCUGCAGUGUCUGACACUAGAUAGGUCAGCAGCCAUGAGCCCUGUCUUCCAAGAGAUCUUAGAAUCUCAGCCAGAUAGUACAGACAGGUAUAAAAGAUGGAUGCUCUAGAGGAGCAGCAUGGCUUAGAUAUUCACAGAAUGCAAGGGGCACAGCUGUGUCGGAUAUUCAGAAGUCAUAGAAGUUGCGCGUUUGGGAUUGAGGAGAUCUUAGGGGAGAAGCCUACUGCAGAAGCCACUUCGAUGUUACUCCAGCCAGUGAUGGUAUGGCAGGGGAUCAGCCCCACAGUUGCCCCCGGAAGGGGUUAGGAAUUGGGUACUCUGUCACUGAAAGUGACCUUGAUCUGGAGCUGUGGUAGUAUGAGCACUCAAUCCUUAACUGCACUGUGGAGGAAGUUUCAGAAGAAGAGGAAGUAGUGUUGGAGGGAAAGCUGCCCAGCAAGCUAGUGAGGAGCUGCCUAGGAAGAGCCUCAGUGUCAGGGAAGGGAGGCCAGAGUACCAUGAACCGCUGAUGUCUGGUCUCAAGGAAGUCAGUGGUGAGAGGUGGGCCCCGCAGGCCAAGCAGAUCUUGAUGGUCCUCUGCGGUCUUCAGCAGGUUGUGGAUAGGUACAUCUGGCUUCUCUACACCUCCAUGUUUUCCUCCAAUUUUUAUUUCAUUUCAGAGUGUGUGUUGAUUUGAUGGCAUAGAUGACUUUUAAGCAGUAGGACUUUGCCAAGCAGAAUUUUUGAAGUCAUGAGGCCUGUGACCCAAAGCACAGCUGCUAGUGUGCCUGGAAGGCCUCAGGCUGAAACCAGUAAUCCCCUGCCUUCUUGUAUACAGUGUCCCCUGCAGCUUCAGAUCUCUGUGAGUGAGCCAGGAACCAAGCCAGUCCCCAGACACAGUCUGUUCUGGCAGAAUUUCACGAGUUAAUCAUUCCUUAGGCCUCCCUGGGCCCCUCCAUCCUGGAUUCUUAGGAAUUAGACACUUGGAAGGGCGUUGGGUCAAGGUUCUGGGCACAGGGCAGGGUGCUCCUCUAUUUACUAAGCUUACGGCUAGUGGAGUUUCGCCAUGUCAUUUCUACCUCCAAAGUAAAGGCUCCAGAGCUCGUCAUCAGAGCCUGCUUGGCCACAUCUGGUCCAAGCAGGAGUACGAGGAAGUCCGCUUCUACGCCCGUGAGCACAAACACGUCCGUAUGGGACAGUCCAUUGAGCUCCACCAUUUAGACCAGCCCACUACAGACAUUCCUGGAACAGACUAAGGCUGGGCCAGCAUGGCGUCUGUGUUUCGAAGCGAGGAGAUGCGUUUAUCCCAAGUGUUUCUCCAGGUGGAGGCUGCGUAUUGCUGUGUGGCUGAACUGGGAGAGCUUGGCUUGGUUCAGUUCAAAGAUCUAAAUGCAAAUGUGAACAGCUUCCAGAGGAAGUUUGUGAAUGAAGUCAGAAGGUGCGAGUCACUGGAGCGCAUCCUCCGUUUUCUGGAAGAUGAGAUGCAAAAUGAGAUUAUAAUGCAGAUGCCUGAGAAGGAUCCAGAGACUCCUCUUCCCCGAGAAAUGAUCACCCUGGAGAGCACUCUAGAGAAAUUGGAAGGAGAGCUACAGGAAGCCAACCAGAACCAGCAGGCUUUGAAGAAGAGCUUUCUGGAACUGACAGAACUCAAAUACCUCCUAAAGAAAACCCAGGACUUUUUUGAGACAGAAACCAACUUAGCUGAUGAUUUCUUUGUUGAAGACACUUCAGGUCUCUUGGAGUUAAGAGCCAUACCUGCGUUCAUGACUGGGAAGUUGGGGUUCACAGCUGGCGUGAUACACAGGGAGAGGAUGGCUUCCUUUGAGAGGCUGCUGUGGAGGGUUUGCCGGGGAAACGUGUACUUGAAGUUCAGCGAGAUGGACACACUUCUGGAGGAUCCCGUGACGAAAGAAGAAAUUAAAAAGAAUAUAUUCAUCAUAUUUUAUCAAGGAGAACAGCUCAGGCUGAAAAUCAAGAAGAUCUGUGACGGGUUUCGUGCCACCAUCUACCCCUGCCCGGAGCCUGCAGCCGAGCGCAAAGAGAUGCUGGCCAGUGUCAAUGUGAGGCUGGAAGACUUAAUCACUGUCAUUACUCAAACAGACUCUCACCGACAGCGCCUACUGCAGGAAGCAGCUGCCAACUGGCACUCCUGGGUCAUCAAGGUGCAGAAGAUGAAGGCUGUCUACCACGUCCUGAACAUGUGCAACAUCGACGUCACCCAGCAGUGCAUCAUCGCCGAGAUCUGGUUCCCAGUAGCAGACACCAGGCACAUCAAGAAGGCCCUGGAACAAGGCAUGGAACUCAGUGGCUCUUCCAUGGUCCCCAUCAUGACAGAAGUGGAGACUAAAACAGACCCUCCCACCUUCAACAGGACCAAUAAGUUUACAGCUGGCUUCCAGAACAUUGUCGAUGCAUAUGGUGUAGGCAGUUACAGAGAGAUCAACCCAGCUCCCUACACGAUCAUCACCUUCCCCUUCCUGUUCGCUGUGAUGUUUGGAGACUGUGGUCACGGGAUGGUGAUGCUGAUGGCAGCCCUGUGGAUGGUCCUAAAUGAGAGACGCUUGCUGGCUCAGAAGAGUACCAAUGAGAUCUGGAACACCUUCUUCAAUGGGCGUUACCUGAUCCUGCUCAUGGGCGUGUUCUCCAUCUACACCGGCUUGAUCUACAAUGACUGCUUCUCCAAAUCUUUUAACAUCUUUGGAUCCUCUUGGAGUGUCCAGCCUAUGUUCAGAAAUGGCACGUGGAAUGCUCAUGUCAUGGAAAAGAGUCAGUAUUUGCAGCUGGACCCGGCCAUCCCAGGAGUGUAUUCUGGAAAUCCCUACCCAUUUGGGAUUGAUCCGAUUUGGAACCUGGCUUCAAACAAACUCACAUUUUUAAACUCCUAUAAGAUGAAGAUGUCAGUCAUCCUGGGAAUCAUUCAGAUGACUUUUGGUGUUAUUCUCGGCCUCUUCAAUCACAUUUACUUCAGAAGAACCCUCAACAUCAUUCUGCAGUUCAUCCCCGAGAUGAUUUUUAUGCUGAGCCUGUUUGGAUACCUAGUUUUCAUGAUCAUUUUCAAGUGGUGCCGGUAUGAUGCCCACACAUCUCAGAAGGCUCCCAGCAUCCUCAUCCACUUCAUCAGCAUGUUUUUGUUUGACUACGAUGAUUCCAACGCACCCCUGUACAGCCAUCAGCAAGAAGUCCAAACUUUCUUUGUCAUUAUAGCGUUGGUCUCUGUGCCGUGGAUGCUUCUGAUUAAGCCAUUUAUUCUCAGAGCCCAACACCAGAAAUCUCAGCUGCAGUCUUUCACGAUCCAUGAGGAUGACAUUGAAGGUGGCCACUCGAGCACGGCUGCUCAGAAGAAGACCACAGGUGCCCACGGGACUAAGGAUGGCCAUGAGGAGGAGUUCAACUUUGGAGACAUCUUUGUCCACCAGGCCAUCCAUACCAUUGAGUACUGCCUAGGCUGUAUCUCCAACACAGCCUCAUACCUUCGGCUCUGGGCUCUCAGCUUAGCUCAUGCAGAACUGUCCGAGGUGCUGUGGACCAUGGUGAUGAACAUCGGCCUUCGCCUUCGGGGCUGGGGAGGGCUCAUUGGGGUCUUCAUCAUUUUUGCCGUCUUCGCCGUCCUGACGGUCGCCAUCCUCCUCAUCAUGGAGGGGCUCUCAGCCUUUCUGCAUGCCCUCCGGCUUCAUUGGGUGGAGUUCCAGAACAAGUUCUAUGAGGGGACUGGCUCCAAGUUCUCCCCAUUCUCCUUCAAGCACGUCCUGGAAGGGGCUGAGGAGUAG
Molecule: messenger RNA, 4596 nt
Organism: Onychomys torridus (southern grasshopper mouse)
Lineage: Eukaryota; Metazoa; Chordata; Mammalia; Rodentia; Cricetidae
Gene: Atp6v0a4
Product: ATPase H+ transporting V0 subunit a4
Exons: 21
Coding region: 2098-4596 (832 amino acids)
Biological process (GO): vacuolar acidification; proton transmembrane transport
Cellular component (GO): vacuolar proton-transporting V-type ATPase, V0 domain; plasma membrane; vacuolar proton-transporting V-type ATPase complex
Molecular function (GO): proton-transporting ATPase activity, rotational mechanism; ATPase binding
Source: RefSeq, a predicted model, not a curated record